This is a messenger RNA of Trichobilharzia regenti, 753 nucleotides long. NCBI's taxonomy places the organism in Eukaryota, Metazoa, Platyhelminthes, Trematoda, Strigeidida, Schistosomatidae. The record is from the annotation of a GenBank genome assembly.
AUUGUUUGGUUUUCUCCGAGCUUUGAUUUUCCAUCUUCUACUAAACUCGGGGAUAUAAUAAUUUCUGUCUGGUCUACAAGUCUUCCCGAUUAUUUCACUGUGUAUUUGUGUUAUGAAAAUCAAACCCUCAGAAUUUUUAGUAUUAGAACUCAUGAUUCUGAAAUCAUUUUUGCAUCACUUCUAGAAAACCUGCCAUAUUAUGGAUGGGUGAAAACAACGACCGGAUAAUUGAUAACCGCGUCUCUGCAUGACCUUAUUGUUAGCACAAAUAUGGCUGGCGAUUCUGGUUCAGGACGUGUUAUACUGAUCCCUAUUGAUGGCAGUGAACACUGCGAACGGGCAUUUCGUUGGUAUCUGGACAAUAUGAAACGAGAAACUGACUGCAUAAAGUUUGUCCAUGUAAUCGAACCAGUUUAUAAUACUCCUGCCAUUGGACUGACAAUGGAAUCUCCUCCAGUACCUGAUAUGACUCGCGUUAUGGAAGAAAGCAUUGAUGCAGGUAAAAAGCUUGGACAGAAGUACAUGCACGAAGCCAAAGCCCAUAAACUUACUGCUCAAGCGUUUUUACACGUGGACACUAAGCCUGGAAGUUCUCUUGUGAAAGCUAUUUCGGAUCACAAAGCAAGUGUUAUUCUGAUGGGUAAUCGUGGUGUCGGGGCUAUUCGUCGUACAUUCUUGGGAAGUGUCAGUGACUAUAUUCUUCAUCAUGCUCACAUUCCUGUAAUUAUUGUCCCACCUCCAGAAAAGCAUUAA